Molecule: messenger RNA, 1401 nt
Organism: Canariomyces notabilis
Lineage: Eukaryota; Fungi; Ascomycota; Sordariomycetes; Sordariales; Chaetomiaceae
Product: FAD/NAD(P)-binding domain-containing protein
Exons: 4
Coding region: 1-1401 (466 amino acids)
Biological process (GO): secondary metabolite biosynthetic process
Molecular function (GO): FAD binding
Source: RefSeq, a predicted model, not a curated record
AUGGGCAGUGUAUUCCAAGACCAAGACGCAGCCGCCCCGCAGAUUGCCAUCGUCGGCGGCGGCAUCGUCGGUGUAAUCCUUGCGCUCGGGCUGGUCCGGCAAAACAUGUCGGUGCGCGUCUACGAGCAGGCGGCCGGCUUCCGCGAGGUCGGCGCCGGCAUCGCCUUCUCGGCCUGUGCCCGUCGAUGCAUGAAACUCAUGAACCCGGCAAUCGUCGAGGCUCUGAGACGUUGCGGCGCCGUGUCCGUGUCCGAUGCAGAUGACGAGGACGAUUACCUGCGCUGGAUCGACGGCUACAACCAGCAUCGUGCCGAUGACCCCACCUACCAGAAGCCCCUGGCUCAAAUCGGCAGUGCUGGCUUCAGGGGCUGCCGACGAGACCAGUUCCUCGAAGAGCUCGCCAAGGACGUGCCGGCAGAGGUGAUCUCGUUCGGCAAGCGCCUUGAAGCCCUAGAAGAGAGAGAAGAUGGAAAGGUCCUGCUUACCUUCGUUGACGGCACAAAAGCCGAAGCCGAUGCCGUAAUCGGCUGCGACGGCGUCAAGUCCCGCGUCCGACGCCACCUCUUCGGGCCGACACACGAAUCCUCCCACGCACAAUAUACACACAAAGUCGCCUACCGCGGCCUCGUGGCCAUGGACAAGGCAAUCCAGGUCCUCGGCGAGUGGAAAGCCAACAAUUUCCACCACCACGUCGGACCCGGUGCGCACCUGACGCACUACCCCGUGGCCAACCACAAGAUGCUCAACGUCGUCGUCUUCCUAUCCGACCCGAAUCCAUGGAGCGGCAGUGACCAGAGCAGCAUGGUUGCCGAGGGCACCCGCGCCGAGGUUGAGGCUGCGCUGGGGGGGUGGCAUCCGACGGUGCUGAGCCUGGUGCGGCUGCUGCCGGACAAGCUCGUGACGUGGGGCCUGUUCGACCUGGGUGAGUUCCCGGCCCCGACGUACACUGCGGGCCGGGUGUGUCUGGCCGGAGACGCGGCGCACGCGAGUAGCCCGCACCACGGCGCGGGGGCUUGUCUGGGAGUCGAGGAUGCCCUCUGCCUGAGCGUGCUGUUGGGCAAGGUGCGCGAGACGGCGGCUUCUCCAGGCGGGAAUCUCGACGCGGCGCUCAGAGCUGCCUUUCAGACAUUCGAUACGCUACGCCGGCCACGCACGCAGUGGCUCGUGAACAGCAGCAGGCGCGUCUGCGACUUGUAUCACCAGUCCGAGUGGGCCGACCCCAAGCGCUGGGUCAAGGCGGGCACAUGUUUUGAGGAGAUCAGGGAUCGCUCCUACAAGAUCUGGCAUUUCGACGCCGAUGACAUGGUGCGCCGGGCUGUCUCUAUGUAUAAAAGGAAGAUUAUAGGGAAGGCCGGAGGGCAUGAGCAGGAGAACGGAGAGAAACGUGGAUACGUGCUCUAA